CGAGGGCUGCACCAAUGGCGCGGAUGAGUCUGUUGUGUCUUCAAGGAUGCACAGCUGAACACAAGGCAGCGGCUUCCAUGAGCCUAAAGACCUUCCCUCCGCACGCUCAGUAUCCCGACGGGGGCGAACAAAACCUUUAAACAAAUGCUCCAGUUUCCCCGUAGGGAGCCGGAGUCAAAUCCAUGAGGAAGACCGGGGUCGCACUGAAGCCCACCCCACUGGUGCUGGCAGAACCUCGACCAGAGCCAACCCAGGCCGCAGAUCCUCCGAGACUCCGUCCCCGGAUGGCGACACCCAAUCCGUGGUGUUCCCGCCCACUUAUGGAAGCCUGGCCCCGCCUCCGCCCUCCGAUUGGGCAAACGCCCUGCUCUACGCCGCAGGGGCAAAACCUGGAGGAGCUGCCCCAGCCUGAAGAGCGGCCCCCCGCAGCCUUGCUGCGCAUGCUCACGCCGUGACCCCGGCCUGAGGUGACGGCGCGAGCUGAGGCGGGGGCCCUCGGCGCAGAGGCUGAGGGACCCGUCGUGGCGCUGUCGCUGGAGAGGGAGGGCCGGCUGCCGUCGGCCAAAAGCCAAGGAGCCCUCAGUGACCGUGGGAUCCACGACACCUCCACUUCACUGUCUCUACACAGCCAGGGCAGCAUCAGUACCAGCUCAGACACAAGGACAGAACCACUGGACUCCAGGUUCCUUGCCUGGGAGUAGGAGAAAUCCACCUGCUGGGGGCUGAGUGCAGCUUGAAGGACAGGCCCUGGGUCCCGGGAUGCCCCUGCCCGAGUCCAACGAGCAGGAGGGUGAGAGCGUGAAGGCUGGCCAGGAGCCAUCUCCCAAGCCAGGCACAGACGUCGUCCCUGCAACAGCAGCCCCGAGGAAGCCCAGAAAGUUCUCCAAACUGGUCCUGCUCACAGCCUCCAAAGACAGCGCCAAGGUGGAGGGGGCCAAGCGCAAGGGCGUGCACUGUGUCAUGUCCCUGGGGGUGCCCGGCCCCGCCACUCUUGCCAAGGCCCUCCUCCAGACCCACCCUGAGGCCCAGAGGGCCAUCGAGGCACCCCCACAGGAGCCUGAGCAGAAACGCAGCAGGCAGGACCCAGGCGCAGGCGGAAAAGAAGACAGUGGAUUAGCAGCGGGGCCUCCUGAGGCUGCCGGAGAGAACUCAACUGUCCUCUGCCCCGUGGUGCCAGGCACAUCCUCGUAACCUUGACAACAGGUGCAUCCUCCCAGGUCAGCAACUGGGCCACAGGCUCUUCUCUGUACACAGGGCUUCUGGGGCCCAGCUGGUGAAUUUUUGCUUUCAACAUUGUGUAAUGUCUUUCUUUUUUUUUUUUAGAUCAAGUAUAAAUUACUUUUGUAAGCAGAAAAAUAAUUUCAAACAAGAAUAAAAGAAGCUGUUUGCUAGACCCCA
Cebus imitator (Panamanian white-faced capuchin) is the source of this 1398-nucleotide messenger RNA. RefSeq names its product FLYWCH family member 2 (gene FLYWCH2). Lineage: Eukaryota; Metazoa; Chordata; Mammalia; Primates; Cebidae. Bases 760 to 1191 code for a protein of 143 amino acids. The record is from RefSeq and is a predicted model, not a curated record. The transcript has 4 exons.